GGCCAGCGGCGCGUGGAACGUCUGGAUCCCGUCCCAGUUCUGCAGCCGCGCGGGCUGGCACGAGUCGUCUGACUUCAAGGGGCUGAUGAACUCCGCGGACUCGGAUCCCUCCGACCUACAGUAUGAAUGGGUCAAUCGACCCUCGAUGGCGGAGCAUGGGGAACGCCGCGCACCUCCUUGCCCCAGUCGAGCACGACGUACGAGCCGCUGGUUUGGAAUGUCGCCUGGGCGUCCGGACUCGCGACGAGCCCGCUCGCGCCCGCGACUUGGCCGCUGACGGUGCGCACCGACACCGGGCGCACGGUUUUCGACGCCGGCGCGUAGUUGAAUGCGUCCCACGGCCCACUUGGGGCGACGGCGUUGCACAAGGGCAGCGCGAGGCCGAGCCCGAUGGCGAGCUGAUGAGUGCUGAGUUUCCACAUCGCCUGAAUGGCGCUCCAGCCCGCAACUGGGGACUGUUUUAUAGGGCACACCCCAUGACUACUACUCCACCUUCGAAAGUGCGAGAACACUUCUCUGCUGCUGUUGCGCGGGGGCUCCUAGUCCGAAGGACCAAUUCUCGACAUUCGUGGUGGACAUCAUCGGUCUCAGAAAUCAUGUGAUGCCUGACCCCUCAGCUCCAGACUCCUCGAGUCGUUACGGUGACAGCGGAAGAUGAUGGGUCUAGCGUACCAUUGGGCCAUUUCUAUAAUUUGCUCACAGCUCGUUAUUAGCAUUUGUCAGACCUGCCAGAAAAAUCAAACUCACCUCAUAAGUUCUGACGCACCCUGAUAGAUGUCUGCUUGUGACCCGAUAAGCCUCGUCAGCUGAUGU
This is a messenger RNA of Mycena citricolor, 813 nucleotides long. Lineage: Eukaryota; Fungi; Basidiomycota; Agaricomycetes; Agaricales; Mycenaceae. The record is from the annotation of a GenBank genome assembly.